GACAAAAUAUCCCAACCUCCAAACCUACCCACACUAUCGACGCCCAUCUUUGACCUACCCACAUCUCACAAGUCAACCAACCACCCAACCCACUUCACCCACCAAAAUGCCCAUCCGCAGACCAGGCUCCCCCAACGCCACGGAAGGCGGCCGCCCAGACGGUCGGAACGAAAGGACGACUGAGGAAGCAGCCAAGAGAGCAAAGGAGGAGAGAGACCAAAAGAAUAAUAAUGGUUUCAAGCUCGAGGCAACUGAGAAUAAGGAGAAGGAAGAGAAGAAAGACGAAAAGAAAGAGGAAGGGGAUGGUUCCAAGUAGUAGGAGUGUCUCUAAGGAUUCAGUGAUGGUUCUUUGGUUGCAGUGGAUGUUGGUGUGGGGAGAGAAAGGGGGGUGGUGGAGUGAUGGGAUGUUGUUGGAUCUAGACUGAUGACGGGUGGUGGAAUUGAUAUGACGAUGAGGCAAGGAAGGAAAGGGAGGUAAGGGGUAGAGAAUACUAACCUAGUUAGGGCGCGUUGCUUUGUGGAAUUGUGACUUUUUAGAGUUGCCUUGCUCAAACUGGUGUUUACCUUGUCUUAGUAAACGAAAGAAUACUCUCAUCGC
Molecule: messenger RNA, 598 nt
Organism: Neurospora crassa OR74A
Lineage: Eukaryota; Fungi; Ascomycota; Sordariomycetes; Sordariales; Sordariaceae
Exons: 2
Coding region: 107-316 (69 amino acids)
Source: RefSeq, a predicted model, not a curated record